This is a messenger RNA of Malania oleifera, 1122 nucleotides long. Its product is annotated as urease accessory protein D. NCBI's taxonomy places the organism in Eukaryota, Viridiplantae, Streptophyta, Magnoliopsida, Santalales, Ximeniaceae. The record is from RefSeq and is a predicted model, not a curated record. Gene Ontology annotation, molecular function: nickel cation binding. The transcript has 8 exons. The coding region runs from base 131 to 1012 and encodes 293 amino acids.
GAAAAUUGCAUCUAAGGCAUAACAAUACAAUCGGACCAACAGUUAAUCUAAUCUUUUUCCGGGGAACAUCCCGCAUUCUCUCCAUUUUACUGGGUUUGCAGCUGACUCAGAGAGAGAGUGAGAGAGAGAGAUGGAAACGGGUAGGGUGUUGGUGGAGAAAGUGGGAGGGAGAUCCAGAGUCACUCAAUGCUUCUCAAAGUAUCCGCUCAAAUUCAUGAUUCCGAGAAAGGUGAGCCCGGCCCAAACUGACGCUGUUUGGAUUUACAGCCUCAGCUAUGGCGGUGGCAUUGUCUCUGGAGAUUCUAUUUCAUCUGAAUUUACCAUUGGAGAUGGUUGCACCGCGGUCUUGACAACUCAGGCUUCUACGAAGGUGUAUAAGUCUGUGGGAUCAAAGUGCUCUGAACAGAUCUUGGAGGCAAAAAUUGGAAGCGAUGCUCUCUUUGCCUAUGUUCCGGAUCCAGUGACGUGUUUUUCCACUGCAAGGUAUAUCCAGAAGCAAGUUUUUAGAGUGGUAUCUGACUCGAACUUGCUUAUUGUUGAUUGGAUCACCAGUGGGCGGCAUGAAAGUGGAGAAAAAUGGGAGUUUGAACUUUAUAGAAGCACCAAUCAUAUCUUAUUAGAGGACGGUCAGCCUUUAUUUCUUGACACGGUAUUACUAGAGCGGGAAAGCUUUUCUUCUAUUUCUGAACGGAUGCAGGGCUACCAAGUCAUGGCCAUGAUCAUAAUCUUAGGGCCUAAGUUGAAGCAUGUUCAAAAUCAAUUUCAAGAAGAUGUGAAGAGGAUGAUGUCAGAGCAAUUACACUUUCCGUCGGCCUUGGGGAACAGUAGAAAAACAAACUCGGAUGACCAUUUGACUAAACCAUCCUUCAUUGGUUCUUGCAGUGUUUUUGGUCCAAAGGGAUUUGGUGUCGUCGUUCGAAUAGCUUCCAUGACCACAGAAUCUGUUUAUAAGUUCUUGCAGAAUCAAUUGGCUAGCAUGGAGACACUGUUUGGGGUUCCAUUGUAUCGUUGAAGAUGUAUGGAGAAUUUAUUAACUGAACUGAGUGUUAUUUUAUUUUUAUUUUAUUUGCAAACUUUCUACAAACAGAAUUAAGCCUUUGCUAUGCUAUGAAUUAUUAGAAA